Messenger RNA from Fomitiporia mediterranea MF3/22, 3348 nucleotides. Its product is annotated as WD40 repeat-like protein. The transcript is spliced from 9 exons. Gene Ontology annotation, molecular function: protein binding. Lineage: Eukaryota; Fungi; Basidiomycota; Agaricomycetes; Hymenochaetales; Hymenochaetaceae. The record is from RefSeq and is a predicted model, not a curated record. The coding region runs from base 1 to 3348 and encodes 1115 amino acids.
AUGGCCUCCACCUACUCGAUCUUGACAGUAUCUAUACAAUUUACGAGUUCCGCUGAAUUGGGUCGACUAAUUCUGAAAAGCCGACUCAAUCCGGACGAGAUGAACAUCGUGGAGUGGGCGUCAUCAGGCUCGGAUCAGAACGUCUUCUGGUUGCAUGGCGUUGCAGGUUCUGGCAAGAGCACAGUUAGCAUGACGGUCGCGGAUCGCUUCCGUGCUAUAUCUUGCCUUGGUGCCCACCUUUUCUUUCAAAGAGGGAAGAGUGAGCCCAGUUCCGUCAUUCGCACGCUCGCUUCAUUUGAUGCCUCGAUUGCCAAACACGUCCUCGCGGCAAUUGAGCAAGAUAAUGACAUCGCUCUGGCUGCAGGGACUACCCAAUUUUUGACACUUGUCAAUGAACCUCUCAUUCAUUGCGGAGAGGCUAUGCGGGGACCAGUUAUUAUCGUUCUCGACGCAUUGGAUGAAUGCGGAACAAGCACCAAUCAACAAAGCUUGCUAGAAGUCUUGCGAGAAGGAUUUCCUGUGCUCCCAAAGAAUUUCCGGUUUCUCAUAACGAGCAGAAAGGAAUUGGACAUUGAUCGAGCACUAUCUUCUCGGCCUGAGUCCGUCUAUGCUGUCGAGCUGGAGCACGACUCGACGAGCUGCAAGGACGACAUUACGGAUGAUUGGCGAUUGAAAAUGGAUCGCCUCGGAGAUGCAGCUGGUGGACUUUUCGUCUGGGCAUCGACAGCCGUUAAGCUGAUAGAUCGUGACUAUCCCUCCCGCCGACUAAAUGACCUUGUGUCACAAUCACAAUCCCUCUCUGGACUCAAUAACUUGUACCGUACUAUCCUUGACACCUCGGGUAUCUCGUUCGAUGACAAAAUAUCCAAGGGCAAUUUUUCUCAAGUCCUUAGCCUCAUUCUUCUCUGCAAAAUCACGUUAUCCGAUGGCGUAAUUGACGGGAUUCUAGGUUAUCCGGAUGAAGAGUCAUCACGUCUUGUUCUUUCGCGUUUACAAUCCGUGCUUGUAUAUAUUCCAGGAGCACCUGUUCGCAUUUGCCAUUCGUCCUUCUGCGACUACUUAUUGGCUCCAGAACGCGAAUGCGAUAAUUGGUAUAUUGAUUUGGAGUCCCAGAAGUUAUUCCUUGUUACGCGAUGCUUCGGCGUGAUGAAAGACGGGCUCCGGUUCAACAUAUGCGGCAUUGACUCAUCGCACCUCUUUAACGAUCAAAUCCCUGACCUUCCAGAUCGCGUUAGGGUGAACAUUCCUCUGCACUUGGAGUAUGCAUGCCUCUUCUGGGCGCAACAUCUACGCGAAGUACAAUUCUCACCUGCGUUGCUGAGCAAACUAUCAGAGUUCCUUAAUAAAUGUUUCCUGUAUUGGCUUGAGGUGAUGAGUCUGUUGGGAAAGAUCGGCAUCGCUGGCCAGGCUCUCCUUCAUGUCAUGAAUUGGAUCUCAAAUGAUCACUGUAUAUUUGCCUUCUAUUUCGCGAUCGACACCUCACAUCUACGUGUCUGUCCUUCUCAACUUGGCGUAAAGGAGCGGUCACCACUCUUGAAGAAGCUUACAGGACACACCGCUGUCGUCACUGCUGUCGCAUUUUCACUCGACGGUACUCGUAUUGCCUCCGGCUCCAGUGAUAUGACAAUUCGAGUUUGGGACGCUGAGAGUGGUCGAAUCAUUUCCGGCCCUUUCGCAGGACAUACAAGCUCAAUCCGGUCUGUUGCUUUUUCGCCCGACGGCACGCUCGUCGUCUCCGGUUCCUCUGAUAGAGCAAUCAGAAUCUGGGAUGUUGAGAGUGGGCGGGUCAUUUCUGGACCUCUUACAGGCCAUACCAGCUGGGUUUAUUCUGUUGCUUUCUCGCCGGAUGGGAAACUUGUCGUCUCUGGAUCAGCCGACAAGACCAUCUUGAUUUGGAACGUCGACGGUGGACAUGCCCGUUCUGGACCCUUCAAAGGGCACUCCGGCAGUGUCCGGUCUGUUGCUUUCUCGCACGACAGCAAACGCAUCGUUUCCGGCUCGGAUGAUAAGACAAUUCGUAUUUGGAAUGCCAAGAGUGGACAGACCAUUUACGGACCUCUCGAAGGUCACGCAGGCCAUGUUAUGUCAGUUGCUUUUUCUCGUGACGCUAGGCGUGUCGUUUCAGGCUCUGUAGACCGAACAAUCCGAGUCUGGAACGCUGAGACUGGGCAAUGCAUUUCCGGACCUCUCAUAGGACAUACAAGUGUAGUGUGUUCUGUUGCCUUCUUGCCGGAUGAUGAACGUGUCAUCUCUGGCUCUGACGAUAGGACAGUUCGAACCUGGUACAUUGAAAGCAGACAAACCGUCUCCAUCCCUUUUGAAGGACAUUCCCUAAACUUUCUGUCCAUUGCGUUCUCUCCUGACGGAACCCGUGUCGUCUCGGGUGCCUGGGAUUGCACAAUCCGAAUCUGGGAUGCCGAGAAUAAUAUGGGACACGGAAAAUGUGUUGCAUCUGGUUCCGAUGAUCGUACAAUUCGAGUCUGGGACACUGAAAGUGGAGAGAUGGUCUCUGGAUCUUUCAAAGGACAUAAAGAUGCAGUUCGGACCGUCUCCUUCUCCCCAGAUGGCACACAUGUUGUGUCCAGCUCUGAGGAUAAAACACUCCGCAUGUGGGAUGUUAAGAGUGGUCAGAUGUCCUCUGGUCCUUUCGAAGGGCAUAAGAGCUCUGUCCGGUCUGUUGCUUUCUCGCCUGAUGGGAGACGUGUUGUCUCUGGCUCCCUCGACAAAACGAUCAUACUUUGGGACGUUGAAAGUGGGAAUGUGAUUUCUGGAACCUGGAGAGGACACACAGAUUCAGUUCUGUCAGUAGCUUUCUCGUCCGACAGCACGCGUGUUGUCUCCGGUUCUGCUGACACAACCAUCUUGGUCUGGAACGUUGCGAGUGGACAAGUCGUAGUCGGGCCUUUUAAAGGACACACAAAAGUGGUUCGUUCAGUGGUAUUCUCUCCUGAUAGAACACGCGUUGCCUCCGGUUCCUCCGACAGGACGGUUCGAGUCUGGGACGCCGAGACUGGACAGGCCAUGUUUGCGCCUCUUGAAGGACAUACGGGUUCAGCUCGGUCUGUCACAUUCUCUCCCGAUGGACGACGCAUCGUCUCUGGUUCCUGGGACCGCACAAUAAAAAUGUGGAAUAUAGAAGAUCCUGUUUUUGACUGGACCUUGGACAAAGACGGAUGGAUACGUGGACGCGAAGGAGAAUUACUCUUGUGGAUCCCUCCAUAUAUUCGUCCGACGCUAUGGCGCACUCAAAAUACCGCUGUGUUCAACUGCGCAUUCUCGACAAAGCUAGACUUUACGAACGCUGCUCUCGGGAAACGAUGGCAAGAGGGCUUCGCCCGACCUGAGUGA